This is a messenger RNA of Micropterus salmoides (largemouth bass), 2503 nucleotides long. RefSeq names its product heat shock transcription factor 1 (gene hsf1). The transcript has 15 exons. NCBI's taxonomy places the organism in Eukaryota, Metazoa, Chordata, Actinopteri, Centrarchiformes, Centrarchidae. The coding region runs from base 301 to 1944 and encodes 547 amino acids. The record is from RefSeq and is a predicted model, not a curated record. Gene Ontology annotation, biological process: regulation of DNA-templated transcription. Gene Ontology annotation, molecular function: DNA-binding transcription factor activity; sequence-specific DNA binding.
CCUCAUCACGGCGCGACAGUCAGCUAGCUACGCAGUUGUUUGCUUUAUCGGAUUUGUGGUAAUUUUCCACCGCGGAGUUCAGAACUGAGGCUGAAUAAAGCCGUUGUAGACCGGCAGAGCCCGGCACAGUCCAGCUGCCUUACCGGGACCGAACCCUCUGGGACCCGGAUCAGACCGCAGUCUGGCUCCGUGUCGCAGUUCGUUACUUUGAUCUUUGAUGAGCGGAUAGCAGCAGGCUAACUGUUAGCAUCUCCAGGCCGACUAGCUGUUUUCAGUUCGCAGGGUUUGAUUACUUCUGUGAUGGAGUAUCCCGGAGGAGGAGGAGGGGCGGUGCUGAGCGGCGGUAACGUCCCGGCCUUCCUCACCAAACUGUGGACCCUGGUGGAGGACCAGGACACCGACCCGCUGAUCUGCUGGAGCCCGAGCGGAACCAGCUUCCACGUGUUCGAUCAGGGUCGGUUCUCAAAAGAAGUUCUACCAAAGUUCUUCAAACACAACAACAUGGCCAGUUUCAUCAGACAGCUCAACAUGUAUGGGUUCCGUAAAGUGGUCCACAUCGAGCAGGGGGGUCUGGUGAAGCCAGAGAAAGACGACACAGAGUUCCAACACCCAUUCUUCAUCAGAGGGAAAGAACACCUGCUGGAGAACAUCAAACGCAAAGUCACCAACGUGUCGUCAGUGCGUCAGGAGGAAGUGAAGGUGUCUCCAGACGAAGUGCACAAGAUCCUGAACGACGUCCAGCUGAUGAAGGGAAAACAAGAAACUAUAGACUCCCGGAUCAUCGCCAUGAGGCAUGAGAACGAGGCUCUGUGGAGAGAAGUGGCCAGUCUGAGACAGAAACACACUCAGCAGCAGAAAGUCGUCAACAAGUUGAUCCAGUUUCUGGUGUCUCUCGUCCAGUCCAACAGAAUCCUGGGAGUCAAGAGGAAGAUUCCUCUGAUGCUGAAUGACUCUAGCUCCGCCCACUCCGUGCCUAAAUAUAGUCGGCCGUUCUCAUUGGAGCACGUGCAGGCUGCAGCCAAUCUGUUCUCUGCAGACUCUCCGGUGACCUCUGGACCAAUCAUCUCUGACAUCACAGAGUUAGCCACUUCCAACGCUGAGGAUGUGGUCAGUGAUUGGACGGACACAGGAGACGACCAGUCUGUCAUUGUCAAGGAGGAGCCGUCCAGUCCUGAUGUAGAGGUGUGUCCUGUUCUGGAGUGCGAGGUUGCACAUGUAGACACGCCUCUCUCCCCCACCACCUUCAUCAACUCCAUCCUACAGGACAACGAGACACAGCUGACCCCAAACACCACCUCCACCAAUCCUACAACAGCCAGUCACACAGUUGUGAUGAGCCCUGCCUCUACUGGGCCUCUCCCUGCAGCCUCGGCCAGCCAAUCACCUGCUUGUGUUUCAACUCCAAACUCCACCCCCAGCCCCGCCAAACCUCAGCAGAAAUGUCAGACCGUUGCCUGUAUUGACAAACCCCGCCCCGCUCCCUCUGCAGGUGGACUCUCACCUGACCUUUGGCGCUUCUUAUCAACACGAUCUGACAAGUCUGAACUGUCUGAACAUGUGGACAGUAUUGACAGCAGUCUAGAAAACCUGCAGAGCAUCCUGAACUCACAGACCUUCACCUUCGACACCUCCCCGCUGACGGAGUUUUUCAGUUCUUCCUGUCCCUCUGGAGACUUUGACCUCGACAGUUUGGACACUCUGCUGUCGGAGGAGCUUCCUAAAGGAAGUGAUGAAAGCAGCAAUGCCAACCACACAGGGAAGCAGCUGAUGCACUACACGGCCACACCUGUCCUGACGUCCGAACCAAUCAGCUUGGGGGAGGGCGGGGCCGACCUGCCCUCCCUGCUGGAGCUGCAGGCGGAGCCUUUCUUCAGCUCCGACACGCCUGCCGAUGACCCUGCUGCCGCCCUGCUGAGUCCCGCCCACCUGGACUCUGAUCUCUGACGUCAUCGGGAGGGGGAGGGUCGUUGGAAGUGAUCAGUUACCAUAGCAGCAGGACAGUCGAAGCGCUGACUAAGCAGCAGCAAUACAUGAAAUCAGUUGAUCGGCUGUAGAUCGCUCAGUAGGUCAAAGGUCACGUUUUUAUUCUGCAGAUGUUAGCGAUCGAUAUUAACCAGUUUAUGUCUUCUUCAAUGUUUAUUUUAGCUUUUGUUUUUCUUCUUAGCUGCUUUCAUCAAGUUGUUUGAAGCUCACUGGGGUCAGGCCUGCAUCUGAUGAGGUCACAGACCAUGUGACCAGGUGCGCUCUCUGCAUGUUGUUUUCAGCUGUAAUAUAUGAAAUAUGAAGAGAAUCUGAAUAUUUUUGGAUAUAUUGUUUGUUAUGAAUGAGAAAUGUUACCACGGAGACGACCCGGGAGCAGGAAGAGAUGCGUUGAUCUGAUCAGGGAUCAGCCACGAUGUGAUCGAUCCGCUUUGUCAUCACGACAUCAGAGUUGUUGAGCUCGGUAGCAUUUUAUCUUUUCAGGCAGUUUGUUUGUUGAAUGAAAACGUCUCUAAGUUAAAAA